Harmonia axyridis is the source of this 3836-nucleotide messenger RNA. RefSeq names its product tubulin-specific chaperone D (gene TBCD). The transcript is spliced from 14 exons. Gene Ontology annotation, cellular component: lateral plasma membrane. Gene Ontology annotation, molecular function: GTPase activator activity; beta-tubulin binding. The record is from RefSeq and is a predicted model, not a curated record. Lineage: Eukaryota; Metazoa; Arthropoda; Insecta; Coleoptera; Coccinellidae. Bases 114 to 3734 code for a protein of 1206 amino acids. Gene Ontology annotation, biological process: microtubule cytoskeleton organization; bicellular tight junction assembly; post-chaperonin tubulin folding pathway.
UUAAUGAUACAAUUGGAGAAGUGCGAUAUUCAGAGUAAUAUUUCUAUCGAAUACUUUUAUAAACAUCUCUAAAAUGAGCCAAAUUAAAAUGGAAUUUAAAAAAAAAUUGUCAAAUGUCAAGUACCCACAUAAAAAUAAACUUCUUCACGUACAAAUACAUAAACAAUCCUAAUUUCUUAACUAAUUUUCCUAGACAAUACCCAAUGACUGGUACUGAUAAUAUGGAUAUAUAUAAAGAAGAUGAGCCUUAUGGUUUAGGUUGUGCAUUGGAAACCUUCACUGAAAGAGAGGAAGUAGAAAAACUUAUAGAUAACUUGAAGAAUGCCAUCAAUGAAGAUCUUUCAUUUCGUGAAAGAUCUUACGAAAAAUACACAUUCAUUCUGAGCCUUUAUAGUGAGCAACCCCACCUUUUGGAUAAACAUAUACCAGAAUUAUUAGAAAAGUUCAUAAGUAUUAUUCGAGACCCGAAUAACAGUAUAGAAUUGAAACAUAUGACAUUCAAAUAUUUAUUUGUACUUAUUAAUGUUAGAGGCUUCAAAGUAAUUGUCAACCAGCUGCCUCACGAAGUGGCUGAUUUUGAGCCGGUUCUACAAAUGUUAGAAGCACAAGAUCCAAAUGACUGUGAGAACUGGACUACUAGAUAUACUUUACUGUUAUGGCUCUCAAUUAUAGUAAGAAUUCCAUUCCAUAUGUCAAGAUUAGAUGGAGUAAUAGAUGGAAACUCUGACAAGAAAACUGUGAUGUGUCGGGUUCUAGAAUUGAUCAAAACCUAUUGUAUAGUAUCUGAUAAAUGCAGAGAUGCUGCAGCUCUAUUAGCAGCACGAUUUCUGUCUAGAUGUGAUGUUAAGGCUGUUCACCUAACCUCAUUUUUAGACUGGGCAAAAGAACUAGGAACCCAAGAUACUCAUAAUAUAUUCCAAAAGCAUGGUAUCUUUGAAUGCAUAGCAAUUAUAUUGAAGCAUGGAAAAAGAGAGGAUAUGUUACCAUACGCCAGAGAUUUGCUACAAUGGAUAAUUAGUCCGAAAUUCAAAACAAAUACCGGAAGUAAUGUGAAUAAGUUGGUGUUUAAAAUAGUUCAGAGAAUUGGUUUGAUUUUUUUGGCACCAAGGCUCGCCAGUUGGAGGUAUAAGAGGGGAAACCGUUCUUUAGCUGCCAAUCUGAGUGCAGGAGAUGGAACUAUUAGAGAUGUUGAUAAGAAAAUUGUCGAAAAUGAAGAAGAUAACGAUGAUGAAAUAACAGUUCCAGAGGAAGUGGAAGAAGUUAUUGACCAGCUCGUUCAAGGUCUUGCUAAUCCCGAUAGUAUUGUUAGAUGGAGUGCUGCAAAGGGUAUUGGACGAGUGACUGGGCGAUUGCCAAAAGAGCUUGCUGACGAAGUUGUGGGCUCCGUGUUACAACUCUUCAAUCCAAGAGAAGGUGACGGAGCUUGGCAUGGAGGUUGUCUGGCAUUAGCAGAGUUGGGAAGAAGAGGACUGUUACUGCCACAACGUUUACCUGAAGUGGUGCCAGUGGUUCUGAAGGCUCUCACAUAUGAUGAACCCAGGGGUUACUCUUCGGUGGGUUCUCACAUAAGAGAUGCGGCCUGCUACGUUUGUUGGUCGUUUGCCAGAGCCUAUGAUACUGAAGUGUUGAAGCCUUAUGUGACUGAUAUCGCAAGCACUCUGCUGAUCGUUACAUGUUUCGACAGAGAGAUAAACUGCAGGCGGGCAGCAUCUGCAGCCUUCCAGGAGAAUGUAGGCAGACAAGGCACCUUCCCUCAUGGCAUAAACAUUUUGACCUGCGCAGACUUCUUCGCCGUGAGCGUCAGGAACAACGCCUACCUCCAGAUAGCACCUUACAUAGCGCAGUUCGAAGAGUACACGUUAUCCCUAAUCGAUCACCUGGUAGACAGAAAAGUCGACCAUUGGGACGUUAGCAUCAGAGAGCUGACUGCGAAGGCGCUACACAACUUGGCAGCCUCCGAUCCCAACCACAUGGUGAAAAGUGUGUUGCCUACCCUAUUCACCCAAGCCUACAGCAUCAACCUUAACGGUCGCCAUGGUGCCGUCCUAGCUAUAGGCGAAAUCGUCCACGCCCUCUCGAUCAUAGCCGACGAAAAAAAGACCAAGGUUGACACCUUAAUAGGAGACGAACUGUUGGCCCAACUGAAAGGACUGAUCGGAGUGUUUAGGGAAAAAUUGUAUUUCAGGGGAAUGGGCGGCGAACUGAUGAAACAGGCCUGCUGCAUUUUCAUCGAGAAAUGUUCCAUGGCCUCCCUAUCCUUUCACAAUGACAGCGUAGUUGACGAAUGGUUGGCUCUGAUAAACGAAUGUAUACCGUACAACGUGGUGACCAUAAGAAGUAUGGCCAUCAAGGCCUUGCCGAUACUGCUUGAGGAAUACUUCAGUGGUCCUUCCAACGUUGUUAAACAGGAGAAAUUGGUGGAGGACUAUUUGAGGCAGCUUUCUGGUACAAGUGUUCAGGAGAGCAGAAUGGGCCACUCUCUGGCCUUGGGCUACUUGCCCAAGUUCAUGUUGAAGGACAACCUGGAGUCCAUAGUCCAAGCCUUGAUAGAGGCCACGAUGAUAACCCCGCCCACCCUGAAGUGGGCGGAGGCUAGAAGGGAUUGCGUGAGGGCGUUAUGUAACGUUGCCUUGAGCCUUGGCGAUGAUUUGGAAAAAGAACUGCCUGAAAAGUUUGUGGACAACGUAUUCAAUACGUUCCUGGAGGGUCUGAAAGAUUACACGCAGGACAAGAGGGGUGACAUUGGUGCUUGGAUGAGAGAGGCUUCGAUGGCCGGAUUGCAAUCGUUGAUUCUGUUCUUAGCCGAUCGAAAAUCCAAAUAUUUGAAACCGGAGAUGGUAGUUAAGGCUCUGAGCAAUGUAGGACAGCAGGCUGUGGAAAAGAUCGAUAGGACUAGGGCUAUUGCAGGGAAAGUUUUUUACAGUUUUGUCCAUAACGAUCAGCCAGUACCUUACAUACCACACCACGAAGAACUCAUCAAGAUUUUCCCGAAGGAAGAAUGCGACGAUUUGAAUUGGAACUCAGCCAAUUUCACCUUCCCCAAGUUCGUCCAAUUACUCCAAUUCCCUGAAUUCACCUAUAAUAUUCUGCUUGGUCUGAUCUGCAGUGUUGGAGGCCUCACCGAAACCCUGGUUAAGUAUUCAGCUUCCUCUCUCUUCACAUUCCUCGAUGCAGAAAAAAAACUAAAAGGGGACGAUGAGAUGAAAAGGAUUUGUGAGGUUGUACACAGGAUUUUUGUGGAUUACCAGAAGAACGAUAGGAUAACGGUUCCUAUGUUCAAAUUUUUGGACAAACUGUUCGAUUCGGGCUGUUUGGAAUGUGUUCUUCGAGACGAGAAGAGUGAAUUCGCCCCCCAAAUGCUGAAACUGAUCCAGGCGGAAAUAGCAGGUUGUAAGGAUAUUUACAAACUCAUGGAUGGGGUAAACACUCUUUGCCAGUUUAUACAGAUUAAAAGUGAGGUUUGCGAGAAAACGUUGAUACAAUUGAGCAUAAUGCUUUGUCAUCGCCAUUCUUACAUAAGGAGAUCAACAGCAACACGUUUGUACGAAUCCCUCUUAGUCAACGGAGAUGCAAGCAUUAUAAAUCCAGACAAUCUAGACAAGGUGUUGCAGGUGUUAGGAGACACAAAUUGGGAGGAGCCAGUUGAUGUGGUCAAGCCAAUAAGAAACGAGCUUUGCAAAUUGAUGGGGGUUAGGGCGCCUAUGCCUAAAGUUAAACAGACCCAAACGAAAUAAAUUUAAUCCUUGUUAAUGUUAUUUUGAGCUUUAAUCAUAUAUGUAAUGUAAGUUUUGAUAAUUUAAUUUUUUAUUUGAGAUUAAUAAAUAAUAUUUAUCAUU